Messenger RNA from Aspergillus terreus NIH2624, 1131 nucleotides. Its product is annotated as U1 small nuclear ribonucleoprotein 70 kDa. The record is from RefSeq and is a predicted model, not a curated record. Gene Ontology annotation, biological process: mRNA splicing, via spliceosome. The coding region runs from base 1 to 1131 and encodes 376 amino acids. Gene Ontology annotation, cellular component: precatalytic spliceosome; U1 snRNP; U2-type prespliceosome. Gene Ontology annotation, molecular function: mRNA binding; U1 snRNA binding. The transcript is spliced from 4 exons. Lineage: Eukaryota; Fungi; Ascomycota; Eurotiomycetes; Eurotiales; Aspergillaceae.
AUGACGGACAAGCUCCCCCCUCCGCUCCUCGCGCUUUUCCAGCCCCGGCCGCCCCUGCGUUAUGUGACGCCGCUCGACCGGGCGCCGGACGAUGUCAAGAAAAGUACAAUAGGCGGCAUCGCCGACUUUCUUCCCGAGAUCAAGAAAUACGAAGAGGAGAUCCCAUACAAUGCCACCGACAGCUGGAUCCAACGCAAGUGGCGAGAGAAGGUCGAGAAAAAAGAGCGGUUGAACAAACAGUUGACGGAAGGUCUUGAAAACUUUGACCCCUCGAAGGACCCGCAAGCACGAGGCGACCCGUUCAAGACCCUGUUUGUCGCACGGCUCAGUUACGAUGUGAAGGAAUCCGAUCUGGAGAGAGAAUUCGGCCGCUUUGGGCCUAUUGAACGGAUCCGCAUCGUCAAGGAUAAUGUGACGCCGAAGGGCUCCAAGAAGCCGCACCGUGGAUAUGCGUUCAUUGUUUACGAGCGCGAAAAGGACAUGAAAGCUGCCUACAAAGAAACGGAUGGGAUUCGCAUCAAGGACCGCCGGGUCCUCGUGGAUGUGGAACGUGGGCGUACUGUGAAAGGCUGGAAGCCUCGUCGUUUCGGCGGCGGACUUGGUGGUCGUGGAUAUACCAAAGCGCUCCCUUCUCGCCCGAUCGGCCCAGGCUCGUUUGGCGCUCCUUCGGGCCCUGGAGGAUUUGGUGGUGGAUUCCGUGGAGGCUAUGGCGGACGAGGAGGAUUCAAGGGAGGUUUUCGCGACCGCGGGUUCGGUCCCCGUGGAGGUGUUGGAUACCAGGGUGGCCGCAAUGGAUUCGGUGGACAGGCUCCACCAAACGCACCUUCGGGCCCUGGCGGCGGACGCAGUGGUGGAUAUGGUGGUGGACGCUACGACCGUGACCGGGGCGCAACCGGCAGCAACCGCGAGCCUAUUCGACCCAGAGACGGAUUUGGCGACCGUGACCGACGGGAUUAUGACCGGGAGCGUGACGGGGACCGCCAUCGGGACCGAGACCGGGACAGCUACCGUUACCGGGACCGCGACCGCGAGCGCGGCCAUGACAGGUACGGAGGCCGUGAGGACUAUGGACGGAAGAGAUACCACGAAGACGACUCCUAUGAUGAUCCUCGCGCCAAGAGACGGUACUGA